Molecule: messenger RNA, 2927 nt
Organism: Cicer arietinum (chickpea)
Lineage: Eukaryota; Viridiplantae; Streptophyta; Magnoliopsida; Fabales; Fabaceae
Product: C2 domain-containing protein At1g53590
Molecular function (GO): lipid binding
Source: RefSeq, a predicted model, not a curated record
AAUAUUUUAAUUUUAAUUUUAAUUUUAAUUUUUCUUUCAAUUUCUUCCCAAAUUUUGACCAUAUUCAUUCCUCUUUAAUACCUUACCAUUUCCAUAUCAAAACACUUCAAUUCAAAUCAUUAAUCGCUUUUCUCAACUGGAGUUAACUCCAAAAUCUCGCAUUUCAACAUAUUCUGAUUUUUUUUAAUGAUUUUCAGAGGUUUCCUUUAUAAUAAAUAAUAACUCGCUUUUUCUGCGUUGAAUACUAUCUCAGAUUUUGAUAAAAUGGAUUAUUUUUAUAAAGUUUAAAACUUUAUAUAAAUAAUCAAUUACUGAUUUAAUUUUUCACUUCUUGUGGUGUAUUGGUUUGUUCCGAAAGGGGAUUAUUGUUAUUAUUAUGGAUAUAACAGAAAUUUCAAUCUUGCAUCAUGUUGGAAUCGUCUUAGUUUCUCUUUGGUUCUUAUCUACAUUUAAUUACUGCCACGCUGUUUUUUAUUUGCUGGCUUUGAUCUAUCUUUAUCUGGUUCAUGAACGUUAUGUUACUAGGCUGAAGAAGAAGUUACAGUUUGAGGAGAGGAAACAAGCUAAUCAAAGAAGGGUGCUGUCUGAUUCUGAAACAGUUCGGUGGUUGAACCAUGCAGUUGAAAACAUAUGGCCUAUAUGUAUGGAACAGAUUGCAUCUCAGAAGAUUUUACUACCUAUCAUACCUUGGUUCUUAGAGAAGUACAAACCUUGGACCGCUAAAGAAGCUGUUGUUCAGCACCUAUAUUUGGGAAGAAACCCUCCUUUGAUUACUGAUAUGAGGGUACUUCGCCAUAAUGAUGAUGACCACUUGGUUCUGGAGUUAGGAAUGAAUUUUCUCACCGCUGAUGAUAUGAGUGCAAUUCUUGCUGUGAAACUAAGAAAAAGAUUGGGCUUUGGAAUGUCAGCAAAGCUGCAUAUAACGGGAAUGCAUGUUGAAGGGAAGGUCUUGGUAGGGGUAAAGUUUCUCAAGUCAUGGCCUUUUCUUGGUCGUUUGCGUGUAUGCUUUGUCGAGCCUCCAUAUUUUCAGAUGACUGUCAAACCUAUUUUUACUCAUGGGCUUGACGUGACAGAACUUCCAGGAAUUGCUGGCUGGCUUGAUAAGCUUCUGUCCAUUGCUUUUGAACAGACCCUUGUUGAGCCGAAUAUGCUGGUUGUUGAUGUUGAGAAAUUUGUAUCACCAGAGCAAGAGGAGCCUUGGUUCCAUGUGGAUGAGAAGGAACCUGUUGCUUAUGUAAAAAUAGAAAUUGUUGAGGCAGCUGACAUGAAGCCAUCAGAUCUAAAUGGAUUAGCUGAUCCUUAUGUGAAAGGUAAUUUGGGCGGAUAUAGAUUCCGGACAAAGGUACAAAAGAAAACACUUGCUCCAAAAUGGUAUGAGGAAUUUAAAAUUCCCAUCAUAGCUUGGGAUUCUAACAAUGUGCUUGUUAUUGAAGUUCGUGACAAAGACCAUUUCUACGACGAUAUCCUUGGGGACUGUUCUCUGAACAUCAAUGAUUUUAGGGAAGGACAAAAACAAGAUAAGUGGCUGCCACUACAGAAUGUAAAAAUGGGGAGGUUGCAUUUACGGAUAACAGUACUUGAAGAUAAGGAAAAGGAAGCUGAUACUACAUGUGACCAGGAGGAAACAAUAGACAUUGAACAAAAAAAAGAUUCUUUUGCAAAAGAAACUACCAACAAGAGUUCCUUCUCAUCUGUUUCAUCUGACAAAUCUCCAAAAUUUGCCGAUAACUACGAGCCUAUAGAAAUCCAAGGUCAAAAAGAGACAGGAGUUUGGGUUCAUCACCCAGGAAGUGAAGUUUCCCAAACUUGGGAGCCAAGAAAAGGUAAGAAUCGGCGCCUUGACACAGAAAUUUGCAGGGAGCGUAGCGAUAUAUCUGGAUCGUUGAACAAUGACAGCAGCAGUCCUGAUGAUAAUCCCGAAGAUAAACAUCGAAUGAAAACGGUUAGGAAAGGCCUGCACAAGAUCGGUUCUGUAUUUCGUAGGAGUCAGAAAAUGGAUGAUAAAUCAGGCUCUCUUGUGGACGACAUUCCAUCGCCUCACGAUAACAUUAGGUCAAUGAAUGCUAAAGCAGUUGGUGUGAAGUUUGUUAUGGAUGAUAACGUUGGCGGCUUUCCUACUGGUAAGGUUCAGGUAGAAGGUGGAUCAGCAGAAGGGAGUGGUCCUGAUAGCCCAGCAAAGAGAAAUGUCAAGGACAUGGCAAAGAAUGUUUUCAAACACGCAGAGAAAUCGGCCCGCAGCUUCAAACAUGUUCUUUCUCGUAAAUCGAGGAAGUCUAAAGGUGAUUCAGAAGCAGCAGUUCUAGAAAGAGAAAAUGAAUCUGACUCAUCUGACAAUGAAUCUCUUUCUGUUCAGACGCCAAUAGACGAAAGAAAUCCAGUUGUUUACCACGAUGUUGCUCUGUAUAACAAUGGUUCCCCGAAAUCUAAUGUGAAUGAGGCUCAGAAUGUUCCAUCCAACACCACUGUGGACAACAAGGAGCCAGAAAAGGCAUGCUCCCCUGAUAGGUCUAAUGAAGAAUUUGUUAAGGUUGUUGAACAUGAUAAAGAGGAAACGGUGGUGGAUAAAAGGGAUCUUAGCAGAUUUGCCGAGUGAAGAUUGUCUUGGCAAGUGAAUGGCGACAUUAAGCAUUGACACACACUGAAAUGUAAACACCAAUAAUAAUUUUGAGAAAAUGGAAGUGAUUGAGUUUAUCUACAUGGGUCGGUGUCGUGUUGGUGUCAAAUAUGGAACAAUCAUACACGCCUUCAUAGUUUUUAUAGUAGUGUACAGUUUCAACUUGAUACUUUUGUUGUAUGUUAUGGUAUAUUUUGGUUACAAAUUUUGGUUGUUGUACUUACUAAGUUCAAAGGUUUGUAAGCAUGUAAAUACUUCAACGUAGACACGAGAAAAAAAUAAUAGAAAUAUCUGAUUUGGUUUUCUUGCAGCA